Molecule: messenger RNA, 300 nt
Organism: Aspergillus pseudonomiae
Lineage: Eukaryota; Fungi; Ascomycota; Eurotiomycetes; Eurotiales; Aspergillaceae
Product: DUF2406 domain-containing protein
Exons: 3
Coding region: 1-300 (99 amino acids)
Source: RefSeq, a predicted model, not a curated record
AUGGCAUCCAGCGCUGCAAGUCAACGGACCGAAUCGGUUUCCUCCCACAGCUACAAGAAAUCCCUUUCAAGUAAAGCCGACCCCAAUGCCGCCCUGAGAGAAGAGCAGCCGAUUGCGAAUGCCAUCGGUGGUACAUCCUUAUUCUCGUUGCGAUCCAUGCAGCAUCGCGAUGCAAAGGGCGAGGUGAUCACCGACCCGGAUCGCUCCAACCCGACUCGCCCCCGAAUGGAACGACCGCUCGAUACCAUCCGUGGCUUUGAGGCGGCCAUUGAAGCUCGUCGACGAGAGAAUGCCAUGUGA